AUGCCUACCAGCACGAGCACGAGCACGUCCACUGCCACCUCAACAUCUUCCUCCACAUUUUCAUCUUCUUCAACAUCAACCUCGACGUCAACUUCAACCUCCACUUCGACUAGCGUGUCGACGAGCUCAAGCCCCUCUACCAGCAGCUCAAGUUCAACACUGACGUCGACAUCAGAGUCAUCAUCCUCGAGCACGAGCACUGCAUCGCAAUUCAGCACUUCUUCCGAAACAUCGAGUUUUACCCCCUCUUCCGUCGCUUCUACUUCUGCCUCUGAUUUUACGUCCACCCCCACCUCCACUUCUCCCUCGACCUCUAACUCCACCUCCACCUCCACUUCUACCUCUACCUCCACUUCUACCUCCACUUCCACUUCUACCUCCACCUCCUCGUCCACCUCGUCGUCCACCUCUACUUCUACUUCCACCUCCUCGUCCACCUUUACCUCCACCUCUACUUCUACCUCUACCUCUACUUCUACCUCUACCUCUACCUCUACCUCUACCUCUACCUCUACCUCUACCUCUACCUCUACCUCUACCUCUACCUCUACCUCUACCUCUACCUCUACCUCUACCUCUACCUCUACCUCUACCUCUACCUCCACCUCCACCUCUACUUCUACCUCCACUUCCACCUCCACUUCCACUUCCACUUCCACUUCCACUUCGACGUCCACUUCGACGUCCACUUCGACUUCAACCUCAACUUCGACCUCCACAGAUUCUGUCGCCCUUGUAUUAAACCCUUCAUUUGAGGCUGACUACAUCAGUGAAAUUGGAGAUUUCCAGCCAAAUGCGAUUCAAUCUUGGUCAACCUCUGGCCCCGCUGGCGUGUAUGCGGCAGAUAGCUUGGCCUUCCCCAACAUGGACUUUGACGGACGCAACAUUGCCUAUCUCAAUCGCCAAGCCAGCGUGUCGCAAGUGCUGGAUUUGGUGUUGGCACCACACCAGCUGAUCAACGUGUCAGCCCUGGUCGGAUUCCGUGCUGACCAAAAUGGCGGCGUUUUUGUGCCCUCAUCAAUUUCUCUGCGUGACGAUUUUACCAUCCUACAUGGCGAGGCCGUGCGCUUGACACUGAGCAAUGACAACGAUCGUUUCCAGGUCAAUUUUGACGAUGUGCAUGUCACAACAACCUUUGACCUCGCAACGUCAACCAGCACUAGCAUCUCUACCAGCUCAUCCACUAGCUCCUCAACCAGUACCUCCACGAGUACCGAUACUAGCUCCUCAACCAGUACCUCCACGAGUACCGAUACUAGCUCCUCAACCAGUACCUCUACUAGCACCUCUACCAGUACCUCCUUCUUGACGCUUGUGGCGCUGGGUAAUGGCGGAUUUGAGGUGGAUAGCUUCACCGGCAGCUUCCAAACAAGCAUCGCCAAUUGGGUGGCGCGAGACAACAAAGCCGGCGUCUACAAGCCAGCAGUUGGUGUGAGCUAUGCGGCGGGUCAAUUGGAGGGUGGACAGGCUGCAUAUGUGCGUUCGGGGAGCUACAUCCAGCAAGCUGUACCGGCCCUGACAAGUGCAGAUGUCGGCGUGGAGAUGUCUUUGACCGUGCGUGUCGGCUGGCGUAAUGAAUUCACCACCAUCGGCGACAGCUAUGUGUCCAUUCGCACGAAUACCGGCAUUGUGGUGCAACGCCUGGACUUGCCUGCGACCUCCUUGAUCCAGGGACAAUUUGUUACCAAGGAGCUUACCUGCGUUAUCCCCUCUGACUUGCCGCCAGAUGCCACCUUUAUUGUGCGCAUGGGCUAUGGCACAGCUGUCGGACAGGUUAAUUUUGAUUCCGUCGAACUGACGGCCCGUCGCCUUUGA
This is a messenger RNA of Monosiga brevicollis MX1, 1815 nucleotides long. RefSeq lists its product as uncharacterized. Bases 1 to 1815 code for a protein of 604 amino acids. The transcript has 2 exons. The record is from RefSeq and is a predicted model, not a curated record. Lineage: Eukaryota; Choanoflagellata; Craspedida; Salpingoecidae.